UCUUGGGGGCUCCGCUCGCCCUCGAAACAUUCGCUCGCCGCUUUGCCGCGACGCCAUGACGAACUUAGAAGAGCCGCUGGAGGAGGAAAAGGUCGAUCUGCAGAGUGCCAGCGAUCGCGCCAGUCUUCUGAUGGGUCAGAUCAAUACCCGAGGACGGUAUCACAAGCCUCACGAGCGAAAUCUGGAACAAGACUACGAGGUGGACCGAGCACAUGUCUUGGGAAGCGGCGCCAAUGGCGCAGUGUGGCUGGUGAAAAACCUCCGGACCGGACGAGCCUUUGCCGCCAAGACGUAUUGCCUCCCUGGCAUCUCGGAACUCAAGUGCAAAGAGAUUGAAACGGAGGUGGAGAUCUUGCUGACCGUGGACCAUCCGCAUUUGGCUCGGAUGGUGGAUGCCUACGAGUCCAAGGACACGCUGACGUUGAUCAUGGAGCUCUUGGAAGGCGGCGAACUCUUCGACCGGAUCAUCUCCUUAGGUCAUUUUACGGAGCGAGACGCCGCCGGUAGCAUUUGGCAGAUGCUCUUGGCCAUUCGAUACCUGCAUGGCCUCGGCAUCGUGCAUCGUGAUUUAAAGUUGGAGAACUGGCUCUUUGAAAAGAAAGGAGGAGAAGAUUUGAAACUCAUCGACUUUGGUCUUUCAAAGUUUUGGGUUCCCAGCAAGAAGAUGGAGAUGCGAGUAGGAACCCUGGACUAUAUGGCGCCAGAGGUUCUGCAUCGGAACUACACCUCCAAAUGCGACUUGUGGAGUUUGGGGGUCAUCACCUACACGUUGCUGGUGGGCAGCUUCCCCUUAGCCGGCCGCGAUGGCGACACUGCCAUGCUGCAGCGCAUCGGCGCUGGAAAGUUCUCCAAAGAAAGGGAAGCGUGGCUGUCGGCCUCUCCAAGCGCCAAGGACUUUGUCGAGAAGUUGCUGUCAGUGAACCCAUCGCAUCGACUUUCAGCCGAUGAGGCCUUAGGACAUGCAUGGAUUGCCAAGAGAGAAGUGGUGGCAAAGAGCUAUGUCAACAAGGACAUCGUGGAUGCCUUGUGCUCCUUCUCUGAGAGUUCCGCCUUCAGACGCGCGUGCUUGUCGGUGAUGGCCAUCUCUUUGUCCAAUGAGGAACGUCAGGAGGUGCACAAGGCCUUCCUGGAGAUCGACAAGGAUCACAGCGGCACAAUUACCUUGUCGGAAUUGAAGAGCGUCCUGGAAGACAAGUUUCACAUCCAGGACGAUGCUGUUGCCAGGACCUUCCAUAGCCUUCAAUCUCCAAUGUCCUGUGAUGAGGAAAUCCACUACUCUGACUUUUUGGCUGCCAUGAUGUCCACCCGCAUCUCCCUCCACGACGACCUGCUACGGGGCGCGUUUCAACGCUUCGACGUGGAUAAUUCGGGGUACCUCACCAAACAGAAGCUCAAAAUGCUUCUGGGUGACUCACUGGCCGAUGAUGAGCUUGACGAAGUCAUGAACGAAGUGGAUGCGGACCAUGACGGACAGAUUUCCAUGAACGAGUUCGUGGAGUACUUGCACCACAGGAGAAGCAAUGAGAAACAUCUCCAGGCAGCGCACAAAGCCAUCGACAAGGAGCUGAAACGUCCUAUGCGAAAUUCCAAGUCGUCUGGUCAGAUGCCGAAUAUCCCAGUGCGAGAACGCCGCCGGAGCUCGGUGAUUGUCAAGAAGAACUCUACAAGAUCGACAUUGUCUACUGCCGCCAGCAAUAUCUUGGGAAAAGUGGCAGACUGUUGUCAACCUUUCUGUUGUGACGAGAUGGCUGCGCGGAUCCUCGAUGUCCGAAACUCCUUCAGAUGACGUGACGACCGGCGGGUUCAGAGAUUCCGCAAAUGCAGCGGCGGGAUGCAG
Messenger RNA from Cladocopium goreaui, 1837 nucleotides. Lineage: Eukaryota; Dinophyceae; Suessiales; Symbiodiniaceae. The record is from the annotation of a GenBank genome assembly.